AUGUCCUUCUCAUCUCACUCAUACCGCGAGUGCUGCAGGGCACAAAGCGUUUCUCCGCCUACCUACUCACCUCUUGAACUUGACCAAAUCCGGGUAUUGCGGAUUUUACCCACAAUUAUACCCGGUAGGAGCGGUCACUACCACCAAAAUGGCAGGCAAAACGAUUGCGAACAGGAGGACUGCAGAGCCCUUACUGAGAGCAUGUUCGAAACAGUCUUGUUGCAAAACUUUGAAUCGGGCAGAAGUUUACCCCAAGAAUGUUGUAGGGAUGGAUCUGUUUGUAUCGAGUGUGACAUGAUACAGUGCGAGCUUGUUACUGUUUCGUUGGAAGAGUACUCAGGCGCUUUCGAUGCACUGUCCUAUAUGUGGGGCUACACGGAUACCAAAGAGCGGAUCAAGAUGGACAGCAAGACAAUCGAGGUAACGUUGAAUCUAGAGGCAGCCUUGCGGAGAGUCAGAAAUAUGGAGAAGGCGAAGCUUCUAUGGGUGGACGGUCUGUGCAUUAACCAGCAGGACGUCGAAGAGAAAAAUGUCCAGGUUAUGCGCAUGAAGAAUAUAUAUACAAGGUGUGGAAGGGUGCUUGUCUGGCUGGGCGAUGCAUUGAUAGACGAAAGCUUAGAUGGCAAGAAUGAGGUCGACAAUGCAGUCAGGGCUAUAUCUUUCCUGAAAAAAGCACACAAAAUCGCGCGGGGUAAAGACAUGGUCGGCAAACCGGAUUAUCACACGAUGUUCAUGAGCAGAAUGACGGUCACAGUGCCUUUUAAAGAUCCAAGCACGGUUGGUCUUCCCGUAUUUGGUGCUCCGGAGUGGGUGUACUUGAGCAAAUUCUCAAGUAGGCCAUGGUUUGGUCGCGUUUGGAUCAUCCAGGAAGCAUCAGGGACAAAUUGGUUUAUAGCUUAUGCUUACCCAGACAACAUAGAUGGCCUCGAGGGAUUGAGGAAUGUCUCAAUGAUUGAUACGUGUCGCAGGUUGAAAGCUAUGCCAUUGAUGCGCAGACUAGAUCAAAUAUAUCGAUUCAACUCAACUAUCCCACACGAUAAAAUCUGUGCAGUAUUGGGCUUAUCCAUCGAAUCCGCAACACCCGAGAGAUAUCCACGGUUACGCGUCGACUACGCCCGAGACUGGCAGGCUGUUUUUCGCGACGUUGUAAGACACUGCAUCGAGAUGUCCGGCUCCUGGGGACCCAAGUCGACACUGCAUAUCUUAAGUUACAUAAGUCAAGAGCGUGACGACGAUGAAAAUUUUGCCUGGGACAAGACAAAAUCCUCCUGGCCCAUCGUACAGCGCAUGUACCACUUUGCUUUCCAAACAACAUACGAUACCGAACCAUGUAUCGUUGAAUCACAAGAUGACCGCAUAAUUUCUUUGAAAGGCAUAUUCGUCGAUAUAAUCGCGAAGGUAUACAACCAUCUGAUAGACAUCCGUGAAGAUCACGAUCCAUUGUUUUCCUUGGAAGUUUUCCGCGCUGUCACCAAAACGUGGAGGGCUAUCCUUUGCGAUCCUCCAUGGAGGUUUCUUGGCGGCAAGCGGUAUCCUCUUCUGGGGGAAGUAUUCGCGAAAGCGAUUACGGAGGGUUCUAUUUGCCGCUCGCCUGGAACAGGGUCGCUUGGGCAGCAAUUUGCUGCGUAUUGGGAGGUGGGCCUUCAAUAUGCAAAAGAAAACGAACUGGGCAUACUUCCGAGGUUCAACACUUUCCUUGCUCCACUGAACACAGCAGUUGAAAAGUGGCCUUCUAAUGAGAGGAUUGACAAGGCCAUUUUCGUCACUGAAACAGGGUAUAUCGGCUGUGGACCGCCAAUUACACGAGUUGGAGACGACUUAUGCGUAAUCUACCGUGGAAAAACACCUUUCGUUGUACAGAAAGUAAAGAAAGGACCCGAAUGCCCUGCGUGGUUGAACAUCGAUCUAUGCCCUUCCACUAGUUCAGUCAAAAGAUUUCAAGGUCCUUCGAGGAGGUGGAAUCCGUUUCAUAACAAGAAGCCAGAACAGUUUACACUAGUACCUCUGGAAAGGCAUGCUCUUAUCCUGACCAAUCGCUAUCGUCUCGUUGGUGAGUGCUACGUUGAGGGAUUGCAAAAGGGAAAAGCACUAGACCUCCGCGACAAGGGCGAUCUCCAAGAGGAUAUAAUCUAUUUCGUUUAA
Molecule: messenger RNA, 2142 nt
Organism: Bipolaris victoriae FI3
Lineage: Eukaryota; Fungi; Ascomycota; Dothideomycetes; Pleosporales; Pleosporaceae
Exons: 4
Coding region: 1-2142 (713 amino acids)
Source: RefSeq, a predicted model, not a curated record